This is a messenger RNA of Formica exsecta, 3422 nucleotides long. RefSeq names its product leucine-zipper-like transcriptional regulator 1 (gene Lztr1). Bases 300 to 2594 code for a protein of 764 amino acids. The record is from RefSeq and is a predicted model, not a curated record. NCBI's taxonomy places the organism in Eukaryota, Metazoa, Arthropoda, Insecta, Hymenoptera, Formicidae. Gene Ontology annotation, molecular function: protein binding. The transcript is spliced from 11 exons. Gene Ontology annotation, cellular component: Golgi apparatus.
UGACGUAGAGACAGUGACACAAAUGUAUGUGGGUGAUACUAGGUAUUGAUUCUUGCAAUUUACGCGCGACACACAUGUUUUUGACACAUGUACGUUCCGUUUCGCGGAGCGAUCUUGAACGUUGAUUUCUACGAUGACUUAAAGACGCGUUUUUCAUCAUUGCGGUACGCAUGACGUCGACAAUUUACAUCAACACUUGUUUCGUGUAGAGAAAGAUAUGUCAAUGAGAAAGAACGCUUAGGUUAAGGAGAGGGCGAGCCAUCCAUUUGAAUGAGAUAUUAUUUCGUGAACGUGCGAAAAUGGAUAACGUGGCAACCGCUGAAUGUCUGACGCUAGACUUGGGUCCGUUUGAGACGGUGCACCGAUGGCAACGUAUGCCAGAAUGCGAUGAAUUUGUCGGUGCCAGACGCAGCAAACACACUAUUGUAGCAUAUAAAGAUGCUAUUUAUGUUUUUGGUGGCGACAAUGGCAAAAGAAUGUUGAACGAUUUACUGCGCUUUGAUGUGAAAGAGAAAUCUUGGGGUAGAGCGUUUGCAACGGGAACUCCACCUGCUCCUCGCUAUCAUCACUCUGCGGUCGUUCAUGGAUCAUCAAUGUUUGUGUUUGGUGGUUAUACCGGGGAUAUACACUCCAACUCUAAUCUCAGUAAUAAGAAUGAUCUGUUUGAGUAUCGCUUCCAGACUGGCCAGUGGACAGAAUGGAAAUUUAUCGGACUGACUCCAGUGCCUAGGUCUGCACAUGGUGCUGCUGUUUACGAUAAUAAAUUAUGGAUAUUUGCAGGCUAUGAUGGUAAUGCUAGAUUGAAUGAUAUGUGGACAAUAUCAUUAUUGCCUGGUGAUCAUAAAGCAUGGGAAGAGGUUAUUCCGGCUGGUGAGCGUCCACCGACAUGCUGCAAUUUUCCUGUCGCAGUAGCCAGAGAAUCCAUGUUCGUUUUUAGUGGCCAGAGUGGGGCUCGGACAACCAACAGUCUCUUUCAAUUUCAUUUCAAAGAAAGAAGAUGGACGCGGAUAUCGACGGAGCAUAUAUUACGUGGCGCACCGCCGCCACCCGCGCGGCGAUACGGUCACACGAUGGUCAGCUUUGAUCGCCACCUUUAUGUCUUUGGUGGUGCGGCCGAUUCGGCUCUGUCCAACGAUCUCCAUUGCUAUGACCUCGAUACGCAAACGUGGAAUGUCAUUUUACCGUCCACCGACAGCCAGGUACCACCUGGCAGGCUUUUUCACGCUGCCGCCGUGAUUGGAGAGGCAAUGUUCAUUUUCGGAGGAACUGUGGACAACAAUAUACGUUCUGCUGAAAUGUACCGCUUUCAGUUUUCGUCGUAUCCCAAGUGCACGUUGCACGAUGAUUUUGGCAGAUUGCUUAAUAUUCGUCUCUUUUGCGACGUGGAAUUCAUCGUGGGGGAGCUAGGGACCAAAAUACCUGCGCACAUAGCUAUGGUGGCGGCACGUUCACAAUUUCUCCGAACGCGCAUUCGACAAGCUCGUGAGAAAAGGGACAAGCAUCUGGAACAAGUGUUUAGUACAGUUGACGUACCCAUCAAAGUUCCACCAUUGGAGGUGAUAUUGAAAGACGCUGUACCAGAAGCUUUCGAAAUGGUGUUAAAUUACAUUUAUACCGAUCAUAUCGAUCCCACUAAGAGAUCGGACGACAAAAUCGAGGAUCCGCAGAGUAAUCGCAUCGUACUUCUUAUGAUGGACGUGUAUCGUCUCGCCGUGCAAUUUAAUAUGGAACGCUUGGAACAAUUGUGUGUUAAUUACCUCGAGGCAACCAUAAGUCACGCGAACGUCUUAGAGGCCUUGCGCAAUGCCGUGCACUUGAAGUUAUAUUUCAUAAAAGAGUUUUGCCUUAGUUUCGUCGUCAAGGAAAAUAAUUAUAAUUUAAUUGUAAUGAGCCAAGAAUUUGAGACUCUCGAUCAGCCGCUAAUGGUGGAAAUUAUUAGGAGACAGCAGAUGCCGCAAACCAGAACUUUUACAAAAUAUGAGUACGAAUCUGUUACUGUUUACUCGCUAGGAACCAGUCUGGAGCAAGACAUGGAAGCGUUUUUAAAGAACGUUGGUCGGGAAUUUUGCGACAUCACAUUGAUGCUGGACGAUAUGCCGAUAACGGCGCAUAAGGCUAUUCUCGCGGCGAGAUGUAGCUAUUUUGAAGCAAUGUUCCGAUCUUUUAUGCCUGAAAAUAAUAUGGUGAACAUACAAAUCGGGGAGAUGAUACCGUCGUUAGAAUCUUUCUAUUCGUUGCUGAGGUACAUUUAUUAUGCGGAUGUUUCGAUGCCCCCUGAGGAUUCCCUGUAUCUAUUUACUGCGCCAGUGUUUUACGGCUUUACAAACAACAGACUCCAAGCGUUUUGCAAACAGAAUCUUGAAAUGAAUGUUACUUUUGAGAAUGUUAUACAGAUUUUAGAGGCAGCCGAUAGGAUGCAAGCUGCCGAUAUGAAGAAGUAUGCCCUAAAUCUGAUAGUUCAUCACUUUAGCAAGGUUGCUAGGCUUCCAAGAUUAAGGCAAUUGAGCCGCGAACUUUUGCUGGAUAUUUUCGAUGCAUUGGCCGACGAACGUAGCGAGACUAGAACGUGUCAAGAUAUGACGAAUGAUUGCUGACGGAUUUCUACUUCAGAUCGUCGUCCGUGUAGCUGGGAUUUACCAUCGCCGUGCAGUUUCCAAGAAUUGUGCCGUGUGAAUUUCAUCCUCAUAGGACGAACGAUUCUGUUUGUCGGUAACUGUUAUCUCGAUCAUACAGCUAAAUCUUGCUUAACAUCAGAUAUACAGACUCUGCUGCCAUUAUCGAUGACUACAUCGUCUGCUUCGAUUCAUGAAUCAUCCACCACAUGCGAUAUCGAUCAUCCAGACACGUCAUCUCGUUGUAUCGAUGACAGGAGGCAACACCAGUGGUCUACUAUUACCCGUCGCUGUUCCGUCAGUUGCAACGUAUUGAGACGCACCGUCGUUGCACUAUCGGACUUCGGGCUUAGAAAGUUAUUUCCGUAAUCAAGAUUUUAUUAAUAUUAAAUGAAAUGGAGCAAUGACUUUUACCGUGUUAUAGAACUGCACUUGAUAUAAAAUUGUGCAUUGUGCGAGAAAUCUUAAUGUAUGAUAUUAACUUAGUGACUGUGUAGUGUCUCUAUGUGAUGUAACGGCAUAUUAAAGACAUCAUACAAUACAUACACAGAAUAAGUGGAAAGAUAUACUUUCCAUAAAUAGAUUAAUAUCAAUGAUCACAUUUGAACAAUGAUGUACAUUAUUACAUAUGUGUCCUUAAUUAGCGAUCAUUAUGAUAUAGUUGUACAGAGAGUUAAAAUAUGAGUAGGUAGUAAUAUAUAGCUUUUGUUUUUAUAACUUUUUGUUAAAAAAGGAAGAAAUUCUUCCGAUUGUUCUAAAAAUAUGUGUAUGUACAGAUAUAAUAUAUAGUACAUUUUACAUUAAAUAAAA